Molecule: messenger RNA, 405 nt
Organism: Mycotypha africana
Lineage: Eukaryota; Fungi; Mucoromycota; Mucoromycetes; Mucorales; Mycotyphaceae
Exons: 3
Coding region: 1-405 (134 amino acids)
Source: RefSeq, a predicted model, not a curated record
AUGGCCGUCAUCUGGUUCAAGAAUUUAUUCAAGCUUACAAUACGGUGGAUGCUGAUGAAGCUAAUGGUCAACUGCUGGUCAUUAGAGCCCCUGUAUCACAGUUUGUCACCCGAUAUGCAGUCAACGGUUAUUCUCUUUGAGUACAGAGACAAGGGACGUCUUAUAUUCAGAUUGUUACAACCCAUAACUAGCUCAAUCCUAGCAGAGCAAAAUAGGAGAAAACUGUCAAAGAAAAUCAGAGAUCUCUCAACAGCAAAGAAGCUUUUGAUCGAAGUAACUCUCGCUUUGCAUCGAAAUGAGAAUGUGAAACAUGCCAACCAUAUUUCAUUGUACAAGCAACUAAUCGCCCCUAAACUGAAGAUCAUGAAUGCAAAAGCAAUAAAAGAUAAAUUAUAUUUGUUGUAA